CAGCCUAUCGUCUUAACGAAGAAAGAGGCAGUGAUUUCCGCAAUCGGAAUACGUCAUAUUCCAUCCCUACUUCAACGCCCCAUCCUUUGCAUCUUUUUGCGCUUCAACAGGCCGAAAAUAACUUCAUUCGAUAAUAACCUCUCCUUUUCCCAUCUUUUGCAUCCAUGCUACAAUAAAGGCUAAAGAUGUUACAGCGUACUCAUUCAAAGGCUUAUCUUGAAAGCCUUCUUCAUCCUCCACCGUCUUCCGGUGCAAUCGGUUCAAGACCAGGCGGAAUGAACCGAAGUAUGAGCAUCAAGAGCAAUUCUGGCUCAAUGGAGAUGUAUAAACCGGCACGAAGUAGUACUUUGGCUCCAAAAGCUCCUUCGAUAGGAGAUUACAAUGAAAGAGAAGGUGAAAUCAUUCAAGAAGAAGAAAACGAUAAAAGUGACGAAGAAAAAGGUGAAAGUGUUUUAUCUAUGGACGAUACAUCCAGUACCAAAACGUUAUCAGAACCUCCACGUACGCCAAACAAAGCACUCUCUGUCAGUUCAAUCGAGGAUGAUUACGAUGAUCCAUCUCGACAUUUACGCAUUUCUACAUUACAACAAGCUGCUCGUAGACUUUCAGAUGGAGGCAGUGCAUUGCAAGCUGCACAGGCUGCACAAGCAAUCCUGGCUAUCUUGGAUAACGAAGAGUUGGACGACGAAGAUAGGAUCGAACAAGUAAGGAACUUGUUGGCUGAGAAAUUGAAAGAAGUAGAAGGAAAUGAGGUACCAGCCGCACGCUUAGACAAUAUCGUCUUGUCUUUGCUGCACAGGCAUCGAGAAGAUGUAAAGCCCACGGGUGCAACGUUUCCAAUGGCUACUUCUCCUGGACCUUCUCCAUUCCCUGCUUCACCAAGAUCCAGACCUCGUCCUGCAAAUCUUCGAUCAGGCUCAAGUACGAAUCUCACUCGGCCAUGGACGCCAACCAGACCAGUCACACCAACCAAUGCUAGUCAAUUGACAAACAAUGAUUUUCUAGGUUCAUUGCCUCCGAGCCCUGUGCCCGGUUCACUCACGCUUGGUGUCACUUCAAAUCUGUCUAUCAGUCCUCGUGUGUCUCCUAAGCCAUGGCAUAGAACGGUCUCCUCAACUUUGAUCACAACGCCAACCGGCCCAUCUGCUUCAAAUUUGAAUUCUUCUGCCCGCUCAGGAUUUUCUGUUGGCGAUAGUCGACCAUCAUCUCCUGCGCCGGGAACAUUUGGUUCUCCGUCAUUGAACGUCUCUGCGCUUGAAUUCAAGCCAAGAUCUUCAGGGCUCUCUUCAUCGCUUACCAAACAGAAGCCUACGGAGCCCUGGAUGUCGGAUCAAAGUGAUGCACAAACAUACAGGAAAGCUGCUAGCUCCGCAGCGGAUGAUUCAGAUGAAGAUGAAUUUUCACCGUUCGCCGUUCCAUCUACAGGAGCAGUACCUGUACCUUCCUCUUCUUCAUCCUCAGCUUCUUCUUCACGUUUGGCGGCUGGCAGGAUUCGACCGUUCAGUGGAACUUCAGGCAAUAGUUCAGCAAUGAGCAUGACUACUGCAGAUAGCGUUAGCGGAAGUUAUCAUGGCUCAACUACCAGUGCAAGUCUUGAAUCUUCUGAUGAUCCAAAGUCGUUGCGAUUUACGGGUCUGGAAGAUGAAAUGGAUAAUUUAACAAUGACUCCAUUCGAUGUACUUUCGUCAAUCUUGAGUGGAAUCGGAUCUGCAAGUGGAGCAGCAAAUUGGACAUCAGAACAAAUCGAGGAGGCAUUAGAGAGAAAUCAUUGGGAUGUCGAUGCGACAUUGUCUAUGAUCAUGGAAGGAAAUGGACCGUAUACACUUUCCAAUCAAGGAUAUACAGAUCCCGCAAAUCGUACGAUACCCACAGGUCCCGCUUCUUCUUCACGAUCUGGUGUGUCCAUCGUUUCUCAAGAGAUUUUUGCCAGUCAAAGAGCUGGUUUGGGUGGAUCUCCAGGACCAGGAGAGGGACGUCCAUCGUUGGUACGCGCUCCCAGCUCCACCUCUAUCACACCUUCGAAUGCGUUUGGUGGUAAUGCGGCUGCUCUGCCAAUUUCAACAAGUCGAUCUGGACCGCCGGGACGAGUUUGUCGUUUCUUCUUGGCUGGUGAAUGUCGUCGUGCCGAUUGUCGAUUCUCACAUGAUUUAAAUCGAGCACUUUGUCGUUUUUGGCUUAAAGGACAAUGUUUGAAUGGGGAUGAAUGUUCAUUCUUGCACGAUAUAUCAAUGAUUGAUUCAGUUACACAGAAUCGUGGACAGGGCAGCUUUGUUGGAUCUCAAUCGCCCAAUAUGAACACUUUUGAGCCAGAUGAUACACCACCUGCAGAAGAUUUCCCUGAAUUGAACUUGGCUCCAACUGCGCCAAAAGCACAGAGGGCAAAAGCAGCAGCUGCAGCGAUCAAUGAUCCAAGUAGAACACGAUGGUCUCAUACAUUACAAAGAAAGUGGAAUUCACCAAUGGCACAAGUACAACAAGGUGAAGCGCAUCUUUCGUUGAAUGCAAAGAAUGGUGCUUUACGUGGCGUGCCAACGGGACCAAGAGCUUCUUUAUCGCCUGCUUCUUCUCCUUCACCUGCAAAGCGUGGUAUUAGCUCUGGUAGAAUUCCUUUACGUCCACCUUUGCUUUUGCCGACGUUGAAUACGGGUAGAUCAGCAGCACAAACGUAUGCAACGUAUCGUGAACAAAGUUUGGCAUUGACUGAAAGACGAAACAAGUGUUUAGCACGAGCAGCAGAAGCGUACAAAGCAGGUAAUGGAGCCGAAGCACGAAAAUGGAGUCAUGAAGGUCAAACGAUCAAUCAAAGUAUUCAAGAAGAAAGUAAAUCGUUAGCAAGGACGAUGUUACGUGGCAGACAUGAUGAAAUUCGCGCAAGACUUGCAAAUGAAAAUACGCAAACUGGUUUAGUUGAUGCCUCGACUGAUGAAAGAGGAUCGAGAGGAUUGCGUGGCAAGCCGAUGGGAGCGGAAUUAGGCAUUUGUCUUGGUGUAGUUCCAAAUCGUGGAAUUGCAGGUGUGAACGUUGCAAACCUUUCGAUGGAAGAAAGAAUGGACGUUUUGAUGGAUUGUCAUUUAUUACACGCAAGCGAAGCUAUCGAUCUUAUCGAAGAAUUUUUGAUGGGUUUAGAACAUGAACAAUUUAGAGGUUUGGCGUAUUUGGCUGUCGGUUUGGGCAAACAUACAAGUCAGGAUUCUGAUCGAAGAAGAGUUGGUUUGGCACCUGCUAUCAAAUCUUUCUUGAGCAGUUGGAAUUAUCCAUUCGCCGAUCAUGACGGCGUCUUGGUCGUUGAUCCGUUGUCACACUUGUAGAGACAAGUUGUAGAAGGGGAAGGGGCAGAGAGAGGGUUUAGAUGUCAUGCUUAGCAGCAUAGAACAUCAUUUGUAUACUAUAUCACCAUCACCUAAUUAGAUAAAGAAGUUUAAACAAUUUUAAUCACACAGUGGCAAACAAGUAGAAGUUGAGAGUAAC
Molecule: messenger RNA, 3468 nt
Organism: Meira miltonrushii
Lineage: Eukaryota; Fungi; Basidiomycota; Exobasidiomycetes; Exobasidiales; Brachybasidiaceae
Exons: 1
Coding region: 186-3308 (1040 amino acids)
Molecular function (GO): metal ion binding
Source: RefSeq, a predicted model, not a curated record